This is a messenger RNA of Daldinia caldariorum, 1923 nucleotides long. Its product is annotated as general substrate transporter. Gene Ontology annotation, molecular function: carbohydrate:proton symporter activity. The record is from RefSeq and is a predicted model, not a curated record. The transcript has 8 exons. Lineage: Eukaryota; Fungi; Ascomycota; Sordariomycetes; Xylariales; Hypoxylaceae. Gene Ontology annotation, cellular component: membrane. Bases 178 to 1689 code for a protein of 503 amino acids. Gene Ontology annotation, biological process: transmembrane transport; carbohydrate transport.
GCACUUGCAGGGUUGUCAUCUUUAUGCACACGUAAAUAUUACUCCUCUUCUCGCGUAUAGGAUACCUACUAUGGCUCUUGCAUUAUUUUGUAUUAUUAUUUUUUUCUUUCUUUUUUUUAAAAAAGCACGACCGCUUUGUCUCAACCUGUAGAAUACGCGACGCGCUGGAGAGGCAAAAUGACGCCCAAAGACGGCGAUACUAUACGUGCCCAUUGGCGAUGCUUCGUGGCAUGCGGCCUUAUGGUCUUAUCACCAUUUCAAUAUGGCCUUGAUUUUGGAUUGAUAGGAGGCUUGCAGGCAAUGCCAGGCUUCCUCAAAAUCUACGGCCAUCCGGCUUCAAAUACAGCAAUCGGCUGGAACAUCUCAACGGUGAGGCAGCAACUGAUCACAUCACUUAUGACGCUGGGCGCGUUUGUCAGCUCUGGUACUGCAGGCUUGAUAGCCGCCAAACUUGGUCGGAAAACUUGUUUAUGGCUAGCUUGUCUUGGAUGUGUUGUUUCAAAUAUUAUAAUGAUGACCACAAUCGAUAUCAACGCUCUCUACGUUGGGCGGCUAUUGAACGGGUUGGCGAACGGCUAUUUUAUGACAUUUUCCCAGCUAUUCAUCCAAGAGAGCAGUCCCGCCAAGUAUCGUGGACUCUUCCUCACCGCGUUUCAAUUCUGUACCUCAUUCGGUACAUUAAUCGGCACAAUCGUGGACUGGGCAGCGGCGUCACGGCCUGAUCGAUCAGCUUACCUGAUCCCACUGGGACUUAUCUAUAUUGUUCCUCUGCUACUGACAAUUGGGUUGUUCUUUAUACCGGAGUCUCCCCGCUGGUUAAUCCUACAAGACCGAAUCGAAGACGGGCAUAAAUCCCUCCAAUGGCUAAGACCGACUGGAGCUCAGAUCAACAUUGAAGUCGCAGAAAUCAAGGCGGCGAUCGAUAAAGAACGUGAAAUGGGCAGCCAAGUUGGCGUUUUGGAUAUGUUCAAGAAUCCCAUAGAUAGGAGACGUACGAUCCUGGCUGUUUGCGGAGUCACUCUGCAGGCUGCCACAGGUUCAAUGUUUAUCAUAUCAUACAAGGCCUACUUCUUCACAAUGGCCAAAGUAGCAAACCCCUUCGCGAUGGGCUGCGUCCUCAGCGCAAUUGGCUUGUUAGCGAUCGUACUCAAUUCCUUGAUCGUGGUGCGCUAUGGUCGACGUCGCGUUCUUCUUAUGUAUGGUCUUGGAACUUGUGGCAUUUUGCAAUUGAUUGUCGCGGUUGUAUAUGACAAAAAUCCCGGCGCAACAGCAACUGGCCAAGUCCUUGUAGCCCUGUCAUGCCUCUACAUGAUGAGUUACAACGGCAUGGUUGCGACCUACGCGUGGUUGAGUGGUGGCGAACUUCCGUCGCAGCGGCUACGCAGCUACACGUUUGGGUUGGCAGCUGCUGUGGCAUUCUUUGCUGCUUGGCUUACAACAUUUACAGCUCCUUACUUCAUCAAUCCAGAUUCUCUAAACUGGGGUCCGCGAUACGGUUAUAUCUGGUUCCCGAGCUCAAUAGUAGCAGGUGUUUGGGUAUACUUCUUCCUGCCUGAGGUUCAAGGUCGCACAUUGGAGGAGAUAGACGAAAUGUUUGAGGAAAAACUGCCAGCUCGGAAAUUCAGGAGCUACAAAUGUGUUCGCCGACUUGCAACGGACGAGAAACCAGACAUCCAAAAUGAGGAGUAAAUCUAAGGUCAGAUAUGUUCCUCGUCAUGUAGAAAUAUAAGCGAUCAGCGGAAAUAUUUGCGCUAUAGAGUAGAGGUAGAAUAUGUCUUCCGAGUUAGCCAUGCAAUCCGUCUUACCCCUAGACGGAAGACACAAAUAUUCUAGACAGUCAUUCAUGAAUAUGAAAGAGCAACGUACCUAUCUUGAUUGUAGAAAUAUUUAGCCGGGGUACUACAAAAAGAAAAGGGGGGGGAG